UCUUGCAACUUGAAUUUGUUUGUUAUGAUCUCUUCCGCCGAUAGCUUCCCAAGAAUUGGGUAAAUAAAAUCGUAGCCCGUUGUUCUCCAACUAACAAGAAUGCGGCGUCACUUACAGUGGAGCAUCAAAAAGUUAACGGCCAGUUAUGCGGAUGGCCAGUUGUCUCCUCGCCGGGUUACGGAGCAGGCCCUGGAGGAUGCACUUCGGUUGAAGACCCUGAACGCCUUUGUGCGUCUCACCCCGGAACAGGCCAUUCAGCAGGCCCAGGUCUCGGAGGAGCGCUAUCAGCGAAAGCAGCAAAGUGGCUCCCUAGACGGAGUAACCAUUGCCAUAAAGGACAACUUUUGCACUAGGGAUGUCCACACCACCUGUGCUUCGAGGAUGCUUCAGGACUUUGUACCUCCCUAUGAUGCAACUGUCUGCGCCAAGCUUAAAAAAGCUGGCGCCAUAAUCCUAGGAAAGACCAACAUGGAUCAAUUUGCCAUGGGCGCAGGAACUGUGGACUCCCUGUACGGACCCACCAAGAAUAUCUGGAGCGAGGACCUCGACCAGGACAACUGGCGCAUCGCGGGCGGCAGCUCCGGAGGCUCUGCAUCCGCCGUGGCCGCGGGUCUUUGUUAUGCUGCAAUUGGUUCGGACACGGGCGGCUCUACCCGCAAUCCCGCUUCCUACUGCGGCGUGGUGGGCUUAAAACCGACCUAUGGCCUGGUCUCCCGCCACGGCCUCAUCCCGCUGGUCAACUCAAUGGACGUGCCUGGCAUUUUCGCCCGCUCCGUCAGCGACUGCGUUGCGGUACUUAACGCAGUGGCUGGACCGGAUCGACUGGACUCCACUACCAUCAGAGACCCGUUCACAAGGCUGAAACUGCCGGAGAUCGGGCAAAUCGACUUGAGCACUGUGCGUAUAGGGAUACCAAAGGAAUAUCACUGUCAGGGCCUGUCCGCCGAGGUGCUGGAAACGUGGUCCAAGGUGGCAGAUCUUCUGGAGUGUGGCGGUGCCUGCGUGCAACAGGUUUCGUUGCCAAAUACGGCUGCAAGUAUAUUCGUGUACUCCAUCCUCAAUCAGUGCGAGGUGGCCAGCAAUAUGGCCCGGUACGACGGUAUCGAGUAUGGCCAUCGGGCUGAAGACGAGCGCAGCACGGAGCAGUUGUACGCUCUUUCCCGAGCCGAGGGAUUCAACGAGGUGGUGAAGACACGCAUCCUUACAGGAAACUUCCUCCUACUAAGGAAGAACUACGAACACUACUUUGAGAAGGCGUUGCGAGUACGCCGCCUGAUCGCAGAGGACUUCGUAAAAGUUUUUGAGGCCUCUGAUAAGGAGGAUCACGUGGACAUCCUCCUCACACCGACAACUCUUACAGAGGCUCCACUCUACAAGGAUUUCGCCUCCCUGACAAACCGGGACCAGUGCGCGGUGCAGGACUUCUGCACUCAGCCUGCCAACAUGGCUGGUAUUCCCGCCGUGUCCAUACCUAUUCGAUUGUCCCAGGCUGGAUUGCCAUUGAGUCUUCAGCUGAUGAGCAAUAGCCUCAACGAGCAGUUACUGCUCACUGUGGCGAGCUGGAUCGAGGGCCAGGUGGGAUUUGACAGCCUGGAGAACAGACAAGAGUACAAGGCCAGUUUAUAAAAUGAAUCUAAUUUUAUUCUGGUCUUUAAUAAAUUCUGUUUACCAUA
Molecule: messenger RNA, 1673 nt
Organism: Drosophila rhopaloa
Lineage: Eukaryota; Metazoa; Arthropoda; Insecta; Diptera; Drosophilidae
Gene: GatA
Product: glutamyl-tRNA(Gln) amidotransferase subunit A, mitochondrial
Exons: 4
Coding region: 100-1626 (508 amino acids)
Biological process (GO): glutaminyl-tRNAGln biosynthesis via transamidation; mitochondrial translation
Cellular component (GO): glutamyl-tRNA(Gln) amidotransferase complex; mitochondrion
Molecular function (GO): glutaminyl-tRNA synthase (glutamine-hydrolyzing) activity
Source: RefSeq, a predicted model, not a curated record